CUAGUGCGUAAGAGCAGAAAUGGAUAAAUCCAGACCUUUGUGGGACAAUCAUUUCCAGUUUAUAUUUGCCUGUAUUUCUUAUGCAGUAGGUCUUGGAAAUGUUUGGCGGUUUCCUUAUUUAUGCCAGAUGCAUGGAGGAGGUGGAUUUUUAAUCCCAUACUUGAUUAUGUUAAUUGUGGAAGGAGUGCCAUUGUUAUUCUUGGAAUUGGCAGUGGGACAAAUUAUGCACCAAGGGAGCAUUGGCACAUGGAAUGCUAUAAGUCCUUACCUCUGUGGAGUUGGAAUUGCCAGUGUUGUUGUGUCAUUUUUCCUCUCCAUGUACUACAAUGUUAUAAAUGGCUGGGCAUUUUGGUAUCUUUUCCAUUCAUUUCAGGAUCCUUUGCCAUGGGCAAGCUGUCCACUGAAUAUUAACCACACAAACUAUGAGGAAGAAUGUGAGAAAGCAACACCCACUCAGUACUUUUGGUACAGGAAAACCCUUAAUAUUUCUCCAUCCAUUGAGGAAAGUGGAAGCAUCCAAUGGGAACAAGCAGCUUGUCUCAUUCUGGCAUGGCUAGUGGUCUAUCUGUGUAUUCUGCGUGGAACAGAAUAUACUGGCAAG
Thamnophis sirtalis is the source of this 601-nucleotide messenger RNA. Lineage: Eukaryota; Metazoa; Chordata; Lepidosauria; Squamata; Natricidae. The record is from RefSeq and is a predicted model, not a curated record.